AUGAACAAAAGAGUAUUUGUAUAUCUCAUAACAACCCUAUCUGUAUAUCUCAUAACAACCCUUUCUAGAGCAGUAGGAAUAGUCCAUAACUUGAAAUCAGUCUUGUACAUAGCAGACAAUUUUCAAGAACCAAGUUACUUAAAGUUUGUGUACAAUGCCACGGCCUUUCCAUCAGAGGACUCUUAUGACUACAUUAUUGUAGGAGGAGGCACUGCGGGGAGUCCAUUAGCGGCAACAAUUUCAGAAUCUUUUAAAGUACUUGUUUUAGAACGUGGUGGUGUGCCCUAUGGCAAGCACAAUUUGAUGACUCAAGAAGGGUUCUUGACCACCCUUAUGGAGGUUGAUACUUACAAUUCUCCUGCUCAAGCCUUCACCUCUGAGGAUGGAGUUCCGAAUGCUCGAGGCCGUGUUCUUGGUGGCAGUAGUGCAAUCAAUGCUGGGUUUUAUAGCCGGGCGGAUAAAGAUUUCUAUCAGAAAUCAGGUAUGGAUUGGGACCUUAGAGUUGUGAAUGAGUCUUAUGAGUGGGUAGAGAAGGCGGUUGUGUUUAGGCCUGAUUUGAGAAAUUGGCAAUCUGCUGUUAGAGAUGGGUUAUUGGAGGCUGGUGUUGAUCCUUAUAACGGGUUUAACUUGAAUCAUGUUGUGGGGACUAAGAUUGGUGGUUCAACUUUUGAUAGUUCCGGGAGGAGGCAUAGUGCCGCUGAUCUUCUUAGUUAUGCAAAAAGUUUGAAUAUUAGAGUGGCUGUCUAUGCAAGUGUGGAGAGGAUUUUGUUGGCAUCUUCUUCAGCUGAUUCUGGAGCUAAGCGGACGGCAAUUGGUGUGGUUUAUCGUGAUGCAAUAGGGCAGUAUCAUCACGCAAUGUUGAGGGAAAAUGGUGAGGUGAUGGUAUGUGCUGGUGCUAUUGGGAGUCCACAGUUGUUGCUGUUGAGUGGCAUUGGUCCAAGGCCUUAUCUAUCAUCUUGGGGAAUUCCGGUAGCAUUUCAUAAUCCACAUGUGGGGCAGUAUCUAUAUGAUAAUCCGAGGAAUGGCAUCUCAAUUGUGCCUCCAAUCCCACUGGAUCACUCAUUGAUUCAGGUUGUUGGCAUUACUGAAUUAGGGGCUUAUCUUGAAGCAGCUUCCAAUGUUAUCCCUUUUGCAUCCCCAGCUCAGUCUAUUUUCAUCAGGACACCGUCUUCGCCUCUUUAUCUCACUGUGGCUACCCUCAUGGAGAAGAUUAUUGGGCCAGCUUCAAGUGGUACAUUAAGGCUGGCUUCAACAGAUGUCAGGGUGAAUCCAAUUGUUCGGUUUAAUUACUUCAGCAAUCCAGUGGAUAUCGAAAGGUGUAUAAAUGGCACACGCAAGAUUGGUGAUGUUCUAAGAAGCCGAUCCAUGGAUAUUUUCAAGUUCCGUGAACGGUUUGGUGCCAGGAACUUCAGGUUUGUUGGGCCUGCAUUGCCUGUUGAUCAAUCUGACCAUGCCCAAAUGGCUGAAUUCUGUCACCGCACUGUUAGCACUAUUUGGCAUUACCAUGGAGGCUGUGUUGUGGGGAAAGUAGUCGAUGGUGAACUCCGUGUGCUUGGUAUAGAUGCUCUCCGAGUUGUUGAUGGAUCGACGUUUGACAUAUCACCAGGAACCAACCCUCAAGCUGCCUUGAUGAUGCUUGGAAGAUAUGUUGGACUGAAGAUACUCAAAGAGCGGUUAAGAAAUCGAUGAUCGUUUUCU
This is a messenger RNA of Pistacia vera, 1698 nucleotides long. RefSeq names its product (R)-mandelonitrile lyase-like. The record is from RefSeq and is a predicted model, not a curated record. The coding region runs from base 1 to 1689 and encodes 562 amino acids. Gene Ontology annotation, molecular function: flavin adenine dinucleotide binding; oxidoreductase activity, acting on CH-OH group of donors. The transcript is spliced from 3 exons. NCBI's taxonomy places the organism in Eukaryota, Viridiplantae, Streptophyta, Magnoliopsida, Sapindales, Anacardiaceae.